Messenger RNA from Phanerochaete carnosa HHB-10118-sp, 4233 nucleotides. RefSeq lists its product as uncharacterized. Gene Ontology annotation, biological process: DNA damage response; protein polyubiquitination. Bases 1 to 4233 code for a protein of 1410 amino acids. The transcript is spliced from 19 exons. Gene Ontology annotation, cellular component: nucleus. The record is from RefSeq and is a predicted model, not a curated record. Gene Ontology annotation, molecular function: ubiquitin protein ligase activity; ATP-dependent chromatin remodeler activity; ATP binding. NCBI's taxonomy places the organism in Eukaryota, Fungi, Basidiomycota, Agaricomycetes, Polyporales, Phanerochaetaceae.
AUGGAAGAGCACGAUUUCCGCCGCACGCGUCUGCGCGACCCUCUUGUUGCUUGUGCUGUGUUGCAAGAGGCCGGUAGAGCCGAGCUUUCAGCCGGUCUUGUUGUUCAUGCAGAGUCUAUUGAGGAUGGGACCCUCAUAGCCUUGGGUCUUACGUUAGACGUUUCCGUAUCUCUGGCACUUCCAGCCGUGACGGAGCCCAUCCUUUAUACCUCAAAGGCUGCCACUCUGGAGAUGGAGGAAGCGCAAAGACGCGCUCUGUGCUAUAUUUUCUCUCCAGCAGUCCUUCGUCCUGUGCCCCUGUCGCACAUGGACGUUGCUACGUUAUACGCCACCCUUGGCCCCGCACCGCGCCUAGAUCCACCGUCGUUAGAAGCGAGCUGCCAGCCGACCAGGUUGCUCCCCACUCUGCUACCUUUUCAACGAAGAUCUGUUGCGUGGCUACUCUCCCGCGAACAUAAGGCAGUCGACGCAAACUUCGACUUAGUCAAUCACACGGUUGACGAGGAGUUGCCUUUGUUCUGGCAGGAAGUGUCUGCUAAGUCGGUUCAGGGUGUAGACCAAAAGCUUUACGUGAACAAUGUCACCGGCGAAGUGUCCGUCAGCAGGCCGAGCGACGCUGAUCCUCUCGGCGGUAUCCUCGCCGAAGAGCCUGGGCUGGGCAAGACGCUCGAGAGCAUUGCUCUCGUCUUGCUCAAUCCUGCGGUGGGUAGAAAUCCCAGCGUGAAAUCAUGGAAUGCAGACGCCAGGAUCUUCAUGAAAGAAGUAAAGACAACCCUCAUCGUGACCCCCACGUCGUUGUCCCAGCAGUGGGUAGACGAGCUGAAGCUCCAUGCGCCGAGCCUCAAAGUCCUCGUAUACGAAGGCUGGGCUAAGGUCAAGGUUCCUAUCACGGAAAGUGACUUGGCUCUCGCGAGAGAAGAGCGAGUCAAAGAAAGCCGAGACAACGCGAAGACCCAGGAAGAACCCUGGGACAUGGACGUCGACGACGCAGAAGAGUCCCAAGCCGGCCAGCAGGAGGCGGACGAGGAAGACGGGUUGAUGGACUGGUGCAACUACGUGAACCAGUUCGACGUGUGUAUCACGACGUACAACGUCUUGCAACAAGACCUCGGCGUCGCGCGUCCGCCUCCCGACCGGCCUCGCCGCACAAUCGCGACGUACAUCAACAUCGAGCGCUCACGCAGCCCGCUCGUCAUGUGUGAGUGGUACCGCGUCAUCAUGGAUGAGGUGCAGAUGGUUGGAGGCGGGAAAACUGAGGAGAUGGUGUCGCUCAUCCCUCGCUUGUCUUCUUUUGCGGUCUCGGGAACUCCCGCACGGUCGCAGAUUGGGGACCUUAUCCACGUCCUAAACUUCUUGCGUAUUGAUGCGGUCACUCCACGCACAUGGGCUAGGCUACUGAAGCCUGGCUAUUCGGACCAGCUUGUCGAAUUGUUCCUGCGCUACGCUAUCAGGACCAUGAAAGCUUCGGUCAAAGACGAGCUGACAAUCCCGAAGCAAACCCGGUACCUCGUUCCGAUCGAGCUUGGCCGCGUAGAACGACACGUAUAUGACCAGAACCUUGAGAAAGCCCUGCUGGAGCUCGGCUUCGACGCUCGCGGCGUUGCAGUUGCGGAGAAUUGGGAGGUUGACACCGCGAACCUGCGGAGCUGGCUGCGCAAGCUGCGUGGCAUCUGCACACACCCGCAAGUUGGCCAGCUGCAGAACCAGGCAGACAAGCUGCACAAGCCCGGCGUCCUCAAGACGAUCGGCGAGGUGCUCGAGAGCAUGAAAGACCAGAACUGGCGCAAUCUUAUGGAGGACCGCCGCGCGAAAGUGCAGAUGAUGACGGUCACAGCCCAGCUCUACCAGCGGCACGAAAAGCACCGUGCGCACUACCAGAUGACGCUCGAGGUCCUGCUCAAGGCGGACCAAGAGGCGAACGACCUCAUCCGGGACGUCGAGUCUGCCAUAGCAGCGCACGACCAGGAAGGGAAGCGGCUCAAGAUAGAAGCGGCCACGCUUGUUGCUGAGCACGAGGGCGACGCGGAGGACGGCGAGGGGCAGCGCCGUGAUAAGGGCAAGGGUCGGGCGGCUAGCGAAGAAGAGGACGACUUGCCGAAGAAUGCUGCAGGAGAAGAGCAUCGCGUGAAGCGAAGAGCAUUGCAACACCGGCUUAGGGAGUGUCAAAUCACGCUGCACAAGGUGUCCUUCCUCAAGGGUGACGUCUAUCACGUCCUUGGGAAUGCGGCUGAAGAGGUCGCCGCCUACGAGAAGGCAGACGGCCUGAGGCGGCUUCUGCUGCGCGGAACCGAGGAGACUGCGGAACAUGCCAUGGCUCAUCUGGCAGAAUCGAGUGAAUGGUUGGCUGAGAAAGAGUUGAUGAUCGAGGUCCCAUAUCUCGGAGCUGGUGGAAUUCGUUCUAGUGCGCUGAUGGAAGAAGUCCAUGAGAAAAUCGAAGAGCUUCUGAACCAACAGUCGGCUCUCCUCUUCAAGUGGCGUGCACAUCUUAUCAAGCUGCUUACGAUGCCCCUGAACUCUAGGGGCGAGGAUGCCGAUGGGAUGGAGUACGGCCGCAGUCUCGAGACGCAGGGCGAAGCCGAGACGUAUCUCCAGGUGUACGCCGCCUUGCUUGCGGACCGGCGCGAAGCGAUGACCGCAGAGCGUACGCUCCUCGCGGCACACGACGUUCGCGAGAAGAAGUCGCGCCGGACGAAAGCGGCGAAGAAAGCAGAGCUCGCGCUGAUGGACGAGGAGGUCAUGCUUGCUGUUGGCGAUCUCGAGCCGCAACCGCAAGAUGAGGCCCGCUACAGCGAGCUCAAUGACCAGCGGAAAGCACUGCUGGAGGACCACAACCCGGAGCGGGCCAUACGAUCGAUCAUGGUUGAGCUCAGCCGUAUCGCUGUCGGGAUUGUGCGCAAGGACGAUCCUGAGAAAAUUAUUGCCACUGAGGCAGCUGACCAACUACGAGAACUGCUGGCUGAGCAAGGCAAGCUCAUGGAGAAGCUGCAAGCGGACCUGAAUAAGCUCCGCAAGACGUUCAACGAGCGCAUCCAGUACUUCCGCCAACUUCAAGAGGUAUCUGAUACCGUCGCCGACAUCGAAUGGGAAGGGGCAGUUGAAGAGGCCAUCCAGAGUAACGCGUAUGACACCAGUGAAUUGGAUGUGAAGAUCAAUACUGGCAAGGCUCGUCAACGGUAUCUGGACCAUUUGGCCAAGUCUCAAGGCGAAGGUAACAUGGACAGUGAGGAAGAAUCGUGUAUCCUGUGCAAGUGCGAUUUCGAUAAGGGCUACAUCACGCAAUGCGCCCAUGUAUUCUGCGAGGAUUGCAUGAAAGCCUGGCUGACUCGCGAAAAGGGCAAGACCUGUCCGGUUUGCCGAGUCGCCGUUCAUCCUGACACGAUGCAGCGUUUCGCUCUGGGCGACAAGUCUCAGAACCAGGCACCGCCCAAACCUAUUAACAACGAACCUGCCCCGCGGUCGAAACGACGCAUCGAUUAUAACAUUGUCGAUCUAGACAUCUUCCGUGACAUAAAUACUAUGGAGGCCUUGGGAAGCUACGGCAGCAAGAUUGAGACGCUUAUCAGGCACCUCCUGUAUGUACAGAUCGUCGACCCUGGAGCGAAGAGUAUUGUUUUCUCUGCUUGGGCUGAUUCUCUUCUCAUCAUCGAGCAUGCACUUAAACGAAACUCCAUACCUUGCCUGAGAAUCGACCAGAGCACGAAAAAGGAGAACGCGGUUAAGAAAUUCAAGAGAGACCCGAGCAUUCAGGUUUUGCUUCUGCAUGGUGAGCGAGAAAAUGCCGGUCUCAACAUCACCUGUGCAUCCAGGGUCUUCCUCGUGGAGAGCGUGGUCCAUCAUGCAUUCGAAAUCCAGGCUAUUGCCCGCAUAGAUCGAAUGGGUCAGACGCGCCCGACGGAGGUGUUCUGCUACUAUGCUGAAGACACUGUCGAACGUAACAUCUUGGAUCUCGCAGUCCGCAGAGGCCAGUCCCUGUACACGAAGGAUAAGGCCGCCGGUACCCUGACAGCUGGACCGAUUACCGCACCGAGCAAGAACGGCAUAGACGCACCGAAGAAAAGGGCGCAAAAGGGCGAUUUCGUCUUUAAGACGGAAGACAUGCUUGCCAUCUUCUUCCCCCACCUGUUCGAGGACAUCGAGUUCCUCAUUCCCUCAGGCGACUCUGGUCAGAGCCCGGAGCGGUCUGGCGGUAGCCAGCCAUCGCAGCCCAUCGCAGGGCCGUCGAAAUUGACCUGA